Zingiber officinale is the source of this 2781-nucleotide messenger RNA. RefSeq lists its product as uncharacterized. The coding region runs from base 1 to 2781 and encodes 926 amino acids. The transcript is spliced from 3 exons. The record is from RefSeq and is a predicted model, not a curated record. NCBI's taxonomy places the organism in Eukaryota, Viridiplantae, Streptophyta, Magnoliopsida, Zingiberales, Zingiberaceae.
AUGGAGCUCCUCCGUUCUCCCAGCACUCGGAGCGGCUGCGACGUCGAAGGCACGAACAACGACCACGUGGUUUUCAAGUCGUCGGCCGGAAAGACGCGCGCCGUCCACAAGCUCGCCUCCUCCCGCCUCUUCCCCGCCGUCACCUGCCUCCAGUUUUGCUUCGUCAUCUACGCUACCUUCUUUCUCUACUACAUGAGCCCCUCCGUCGACUUCCGCUCCCGCGCAGACUUCUCCUGGGCCACCCGCAUCGCGCACCAAUGGAAGCACUUAAUCGUCAAACCCAACGCCGUCGCGUCCUCCGCCCUCGCCGCCGACUUCACCCCAGCCGACGUCUGCGAGUCGGAGAGAAUCGAGUUCGUGCAGAAGAAGUCCGACGACGCUGUCAUGAUCAAGCUUAAGCGAGAGCUCUACGACGAGGUGUUGGCGUUCCAGAGCAAAAACGCCGGAACAGAGACUCUGCCGGAGCUGCUUCAGAUGCCGUCCCGGUGGAGCCAGGCGGGGAACAAUUCCCGGAGGGUGACGGUGAUUCUGAACCACUUCAAGCGGAGGACGCUCUGCGCGCAGCUUGACUCGCUGCUUGACCAGACGCUGCCGUUCCACCACUUGUGGGUGCUGUCCUUUGGCAGCCCAAACGAGGCGGUGUUCCGGCGGAUUGUGGAGAGCUACAACCAUUCUAGGAUCAGCUUCAUCAGCUCGAGCUACGACUUCAAGUACUACGGACGGUUCCAGAUGGCGCUGCAGACGGAGUCCGAUUUCGUCUACAUCCUCGACGACGACAUGAUUCCCGGCCGGCGGAUGCUGGAGAUUCUGACGCAUGUCGGGGGGACGGAGAAGUAUAAGAACUCUGUUUUAGGGAGCAUUGGCCGGAUUCUGCCGUUCCGGCAGAAGGACUUCACAUUCCCGAGCUAUCGCAAGUUCCGCUCCAAGGAGGCCGGAUUGUACCUGCCGGAUCCGGCUUACGAUAUCACAGUUGAGAGGAUUGUGCAGGUGGAUUUCUUGUCGAGUUCCUGGUUUUUAUCUGCGGAUUUGGUGAAGACUCUGUUCGUGGAGACGCCGUUCACUUUUAUGACAGGCGAAGAUUUACACCUCAGUUAUCAGCUUCAGAAGUACAGGAACGCAGGCUCCUACGUCCUCCCCGUCGAUCCAAAUGACAAGGAGACAUGGGGCGACAGCGAGCACAGACUGGCCUACGUUUCUGAGACCACCGUCAUCUUCAAGGACGUCGUCCAAGUCCGCGACGAUCAAUGGUGGCGCGCCCUGUCCACCGGCUACGUAACUCAGUGGGCUGCCAUGUACCCGCAAAAGAUAGAUGUCCUCUUCUACGCUCACUCUCCUGACGAAGUGAGAGCACUCGCUCCGCUCCUCGAGAAGUUCCGCACCACUGUCGGAAGGAAAUCCUACAUCGUCGUCUCCGGCGGCAGUUACUGCUCCUGCGAGGAGACAGUCUCUGUUCUCAAGUGGCCCAAGAAUGUAUGCAAGGAAAGAAGGUUCAGGAUCUUUGAUUUACAAGUCGGAGCCAUUUCGGGCGUAUCGAACUCGGAUGUCCCAGUGGUGCAGGCAGUGUACUCGAGCUUGAAGGGGCUUCUCAAGAUUCACAAUCCCAGCUUGCUGAUCGCUGUCGAUGACAUUGAUCAAAAUGUUAAGAAUGCGCUAAAAAAUGCGUGCGAGGGGAGUGCAAACGGGACGUCCCUCGUUCUUCUUCCGAGGCCAGCGGUGCCGAAGGUUCUGUGGAUGGCCGAUCUACGACCCUCAGCAUUGCCGCACUGGAACCGGAUGCGGAUCACCGUGAACAUCAUCACCCAGAACCGCGCCACCUCCCUGCAGCGGCUCCUGCUGUCGCUGCAGAACGCGUACUACCUCGGCGACGAGGUGCGGCUCACCUUCAACAUGGACAGCAAGGUGGACGUAGCGACGCUCCAGCUGGUGCGCUCCUACCCGUGGGCCCAGGGCCCCAAGCAAAUCCGGCGGCGCAUCAUCCAGGGCGGCCUCAUCCGCGCCGUCAGCGAGAGCUGGUACCCGUCGGACGACGACGAGUUCGGCCUCCUCCUCGAGGACGACAUCGAGGUGUCCCCCUACUACUACCUGUGGAUCAAGUACGCCCUCCUCGCCUACCACUACGACCCGCAGGUGUCGCUCCCGGAGCUCUCAUCCAUCUCGCUCUACACCCCGCGACUCAUCGAGGUGGUGAAGGAGCGGCCCAAAUGGAUCGCGACGGAGUUCUUCAAGCAGAUCCACCCCAACACGCCGUACCUGCACCAGCUCCCCUGCAGCUGGGGCUCCGUCUUCUUCCCCAAGCACUGGCGGGAGUUCUACGCCUACAUGGGCGCGCGAUUUACUGAAGACGCGAAGCAGAAUCCCGUGCAGAUCCCCAAGUCGCGGACCAACGGGUGGCAGGCGUCGUGGAAGAAGUUCCUCAUCGACAUGAUGUACCUGCGCGGCUACGUGAGCCUCUACCCCAACUUUCCCAGCCAGGCCAGCUUCUCCACCAACCACAUGGAGCCCGGAGCACACAUCAGCGCCAAGGACAACGCCGUUAAGCACAACAAGGAUGACUUCGAGGUGCCGCUCAUGAGGGACGACUUCACGCGCCUGCUGCCGGCGGGGAAGAUGCCGCCGGCGUCCAGGCUGCCGGUGAUCAAUCUGUUCAACCAGGCGGUGUCUCUGAAGGGGCUGAGGGCGGCGGGGGCUAAGCUGGGACAGGAUGUCAUCAAUUGUACCGAAGUGGAGGUCGUCGGAGUCGAUCAUAGCACGGGCCUACCCGUGAAUUGCACCAAGUUCUGA